This is a messenger RNA of Aphis gossypii (cotton aphid), 837 nucleotides long. RefSeq lists its product as uncharacterized. The transcript has 2 exons. The record is from RefSeq and is a predicted model, not a curated record. Gene Ontology annotation, molecular function: nucleic acid binding. Bases 1 to 837 code for a protein of 278 amino acids. NCBI's taxonomy places the organism in Eukaryota, Metazoa, Arthropoda, Insecta, Hemiptera, Aphididae. Gene Ontology annotation, biological process: DNA integration.
AUGCGGUAUCGACUUCGUUGGGCCGAUAAUGGUAAAAAGCAGCUUGCGAAGAAAAUCAGCAUGUACAAAGGGGCGUUAAACAGGUUUUUUGAUCGUCGAGGUCGAAGUUCAGUCAUAUAUUCUGAUAACGCCACUAAUUUUGUUGGAGCGCAAAGGCAACUCAAAGAAAUAUUUCAAUUAUUUCAAUCCACGGAUCACCAAAACAAAAUUAUGACAGUUCUCGCGGAUAAGGGCGUCGAAUGGAAGUGCAUACCGCCACGUUCACCGCAUUUCGGAGGGUUGUGGGAGGCGGCUGUAAAAUCUAUGAAGAAUUUACUAUAUAAAGUGUUAGGCGAGGCUAGGCUUACAUAUGAAGAAAUGAGUACGGUACUGACCCGGGUAGAGGCUUGUUUAAAUUCCCGUCCAAUAACGCCAAUGUCCUCUGAUCCAGUCGAUCUUUCUUUUUUAACGCCCGGGCAUUUUUUAAUUGGGGACGCCAUAAAUGCUAUACCAGAGCCCGACGAAACAACCACACCUGAUAACCGGUUGGACAGGUGGCGAAGAGUUACUAAAUAUUCUCAAACGCUGUGGAAUCGCUGGAGUACCGAAUACCUUAAUCAGCUUCAAGUAAGGGUUAAAUGGGCAGGUACUAAAGGCCCGUCGAUAAAAAUCGGAACCGUGGUAAUAAUUCGAGACAGCAAUUUACCCCCCCUGCAGUGGCGUCUAGGACGGGUGGUCAAGCUAGAAUCUGGCACUGAUGGCGUGGUUCGGGCGGCGUCUGUUCAAACCAACAGUGGUGUAUGGAAAAGGGCUGUGCGGUUACUUUGUCCUCUGCCAUUUGAAGGGAACACGAGUUAA